CUUUGAUUGAUAACAGUUUCAUUGCUUCGAUUGCUAGGUGAUUCUCUAAUUUUAAAGGUUUAUUAAUUAUAUUUAAUACAAAUGCUAUAAACGCUGAAAUGAUGCCUGGUUCAUUUCCUGGUGUGCUGGUAAAUGAUAAUUUGCCUUCAGAUCCAUUUUUGCAGCAACAGCAGCAACAACAUCAUCAACAACAACAAAUAGAUACAAUUAACAAUUCUGGUUCAUUUGAUUUUGAAGAAACUUUGAGAUUAAUCAAAGCAUUGAAGAAAAGAAGAAAAAUAUUAUUAAAUCAUUUAGAUUCAAACUUGGACCUCCUAUCAUUUUGUUUUAUUGCUAUAGUCUUUCUCUAUGAUACAAGUGCUUUGAAGUUAAUUUUCAGAUUACUCAUAAAUUUUGUGGUACUAAAAGAAAAAAUUUUGAUAACAAUAAACGAUAUAUCAAAAGAGCAGUCAUUUGCAUUUAAUUUAAUUUUAUUAUCCAAUUUAUAUUGUUUUAUUUAUCCCAUUUUUUAUGACUUGCCGAAACCAUUGCCUGAUUUAGAUGAAAACAAUAAUUAUUUAUAUGGACAUUACACUUUCCAAUUAAUUGGGCAGAUAUCAAUUGAUUCCAAGUGGUAUCUUUUAAUUUAUGAAAGCAUUAUAUUUAUUUUACAAUGCUUUCUAUUCUAUAUUCGGUUUAUUGUUAACCCCCGAAAAAAGAGUAAUGCUGAAGGUGAAGGUGAAGUGGAUGGUGAUAAUGGUACAAAUAAUACACAGCCUAACAGCAGUCGGAAUAAUAAUUUGAACCAAUCAUUGACGCUAAAUAACCUGCUACAUGAUAUUAACGAUCUUAAAAAUGAAUACUUUCAAAAUAUAACUGUUUUGCAGAUCAAUGUCCAGGAAAUUAUAAAUCUAAUGGUUCCUGAUAGUUCCAAUGAACAAGGUGAACAUCGCAGAGAAGGAAGAUCAAGAAAUGCCUCGUAUGGGGCAAUUACUUGACAUUGAAUGAAAUUGGUCUUGAUUGUGGUGGUUUUGUUGCUGUUGGUGGUUUUGGUGCGCAAAAUACAUGGUUCCCCCACAGGCGGUCUCCUUCUAUACACGUGCCCUGUUGGUCCGAGUUGU
This is a messenger RNA of Ascoidea rubescens DSM 1968, 1100 nucleotides long. RefSeq lists its product as uncharacterized. Gene Ontology annotation, biological process: protein processing; SREBP signaling pathway. Bases 99 to 977 code for a protein of 292 amino acids. Gene Ontology annotation, cellular component: Dsc E3 ubiquitin ligase complex. The transcript has a single exon. The record is from RefSeq and is a predicted model, not a curated record. Lineage: Eukaryota; Fungi; Ascomycota; Saccharomycetes; Ascoideales; Ascoideaceae.